This is a messenger RNA of Acaulospora morrowiae, 391 nucleotides long. Lineage: Eukaryota; Fungi; Glomeromycota; Glomeromycetes; Diversisporales; Acaulosporaceae. The record is from the annotation of a GenBank genome assembly.
AAGAUUUUAGAGAUAAACCCAUAUCAUCCAUUAAUCCUGGGAUUUUUGGACAAAGUUGAAAACGAUAAGGCAGACGAUGCAAUGAAAGAGAUGGUUGAAGUAUUGUAUUUGGCAACAUUAAUUCGUUCUGGAUAUAUGCUUGAAAAUACCCAAAAGUUCGCCUCACUAAUCGAAAAAGUUCUUCGACAUAAUUUGGGCGUGGAUCCCAACGCUGAGGCCAUCAGCUGCGCCAUCAAAGCAAGCAACGAACUCGUAAAGAAUUUACACCGCGAUGGGUUGGAUCGCGGGAUCAUUGCAACGUUCAACACAUCCAUGGUGGUUAGGCAGGCCUUUACCAAAGAUGAAGCAUCACUUCAUCGUUCCCUUAACAGAUUAACAAAUGUCGCCAGCG